This is a messenger RNA of Ceratosolen solmsi marchali, 350 nucleotides long. RefSeq lists its product as uncharacterized. NCBI's taxonomy places the organism in Eukaryota, Metazoa, Arthropoda, Insecta, Hymenoptera, Agaonidae. The coding region runs from base 1 to 306 and encodes 101 amino acids. The record is from RefSeq and is a predicted model, not a curated record. The transcript is spliced from 2 exons.
AUGCGUGCGCAGUCCGCGCCGACGUUCCCGAAUACUGGAUCUCCGCGAUUGGUUGACGUGGCCGAGGUCACGUGCUCGACCCCGGGCGAAGCGAAAGGCGCGGAACGAGUGGGGGGAGAGCUCGGGACGAGUCGCGAGCGGAAAUCUCUGCCAGCUGCCCGCUUCCGUCUUCCCGAGCGCCUGUCAGCCAUUAGCGCUCUGUUCACCGGGUUUCUGGGUUUGAUUGGGCUCGACGCACGGAAGAUCGUGACCAGACCAGAUACUCCGUUCUACAAGACAGACAGAGAGAACGAUACGACAGCGUGAAAGCGAGAAAAAGAAAAAUCGAGAGAGAAAGAGAAAGAAAGUGA